AUGGAUCGAUUCGCAAUCGUAGAAUUCACUGAGGAGAAUGCUGUUGAUGUUGUUCCUGAGUCGUGGAUCGAAAAACAAGAUGAGGUAAUUCUGGAAUUCGAUAUGAUUCGUUUGACUUCAGUUUGGAUGAGAUUUUAUAUUCGGUUGUUUUCAUUUUAGGUAUUUUAUUGUUACUAUCCUCGAUCAAAUAUUCAGACGCGGGUUCGUAGGAUGGAACUGCCUGACAAAAAGCUUUGGAGUUCUUAUAGAAUAAGGAUUUUGUCAUACACAGGUAUAUUAACUCUGUCUUCUUCUCUACAUGGUAAUGUUUGGUUUAAUAUCAUUGUGAUAUUUUAUAAUUCUCUUUGUGUUUUAAUAGUGUACUGUAUGUUAUACAGCACCUGAUAAUGUUCAUGGUGAAUUGAUCAUGUGAUACUAAAUAAGAAUUUUAAUAAAAUUAAUAUUUUCCUGACCGUACAACGAAAUGUUCAAUUGCAAUGGAAUAUUCUGUUGCAUGGACUAUUCCGUCUUUUCAAAUAUUCUUAUCAUUGUACUCAUAAACAUUCUUAUUUGUAUAAUAUUCAAUGUUAAACAUACAUAGUAUAUACGAAUGUUGUUUUAGAUAAAUACGACAAGGCUGUAAAACGAGCCAAAAAGGCAGAGGAAACAUCGCAAAUUGAGACAUCGGAUUCCGAACAAGAAAUUGGACAAACCAGAAAACGACGUCGGCAGGAAGUUAACUACGAGGAAUACGAACAUGGUAAUUUCCAAUUAAAAUUUUGUGCACAGUAAACAAUUUUGGCAAUAAAGUCAAUUAUUGGAAUUAAUGCUAAUAUUUAUAUCUUUCGAAUUGAGCUUUGUGUUCGUAAGAUGCUGUUAGACUAUGCAACUUGUCUUGCAGUGUUGUCAUGAGACAAUUUGCGUAGUGUAACAACAUUUUAUUUGUGCCUUUUGGACAGUACUCCAAUUUAUUUUAAAGUAGAAUACUCUAGAAUCAGUUAAUUCCUGUUUGAGCAUUUAUACUUGUUUUGCUUUGAGGAAAAGACCUCGAAUUAUGAACAAUAUGUUUUAUACAAAAACACAGCAUUUUUAUUGAUCAUCUUACUAGGUCAGUGUUUGCAAGAUCAAUUCUGUUUUUACUAUAUUUAGAUGAAGAAAACAGAAAAACCAAACCAAUUCAAACGAAAAAAGCUCGACAUCCUAAACCUUGUGAAAAUGCACAUGAAUCAAAUAGGCAUGGAAACAUGAAUCAAAUAGGCAAGAGCUUACUGGUGCCCAAUCCACCGGCCUUUUUGCCCAGAACACCACUGAGCCAUAGAAAGACCAAUUCUGUUGGUCAAGGUGAGUAUGCUUCUUUUGUGGAAAUAACUUUUGGAAUACAAUUUUACAAUAUUUAUAUUAUGUUUGCUUCCAUUGUUUUUAGUUUCGGGUUUACAUCUUUAUUCAACACCAUCUAUGAACCGGAGUGCAGAAGUAAUUGGUGAGUUGUUAAAAGUAAUUUAUUGUACAAUCACCAAGGAGACAGCCAAAUUAACCUAAACUAGAUCAGCCUAAACCAACGUUGUUCUUGUGAGCAUAUAGCAUAGGUAAUGUUGUGUGUUCAGUAUGACCAAAGUUUACGGAUUAAAACUAAAUUCAUUUUGGUGUUCCUGCAGUUCUAAAUAUUGUUUUUGCGGUUAAACAACUGGGGAAAGGUUGUGGUUAAUUUUAAAAGUUUAAUACCAUUCACAAAUUACUUUUUUAUUCUUUGCGAUUGUUUGGUAAUGUUUGCAAGCUUUGGUGUUAUUUGGGCUUUUGGACAAAGUCCAUUUAUUUUAAAGUAGAAUAUAUAUGCUAUAAUCAGUUAAUUCCGGCAUGAACAUAAGUAUAUCGAACUGGAAUAAAAAUAUAUGUUUUGCUUUGUGGGAAUCACCGUGAUUUUGAUUGACAAUGGUGAUGUUAUAUACAAAAUUUUAUUGAUCAUCUCACUAGAUCAGUUUUUGUAAGAUCAAUUCUAUUUUUACUUUAUUUAAAUGAAGAAAACAGAAAUACUGAACAAGUUCAAGCAAAGAAGGCUCAACAUCCUAAACCUUGUGAAGAUAUACCUCGUCCUCGCACCCAGAGUGAAAACAUGCAACGAAAUGACAGUAGCUUACUAAUGCCCAAUCCACCAGCCAUUUCACCCAGAACAUCACUGAGCCAUGGAAAGACCAAUUCUGUUGGUCAAGGUGAGUAUGCUUCUUUGUUGAAGCAAAUUUUGGAAUAUAUACAUAUUAAUUACAAUAUUUAUUAAAUGUUUGCUUCCAUUGCUUUUAGUUUCGGGUUUACACCUACAUUCAACACCAUCUACGACCCGGAGUGCAGAAGUAAUUGGUGAGUUGUUAAAAGUAUUUUAUUGUGCAAUCACCAACAGUCCGAACAAGACGGCCAGAUUAACCUAAACCAAGGUCGUUCUUGUGAGUAUACAGUCUAGGUAUUUAUUCAGUGUGACCAACGGUUUACAGAUUAAAAAUAAAUUCAUUUUUGGUGUUUCUACAGUUCUAAAGACUGUUUAAGAACUAGGAAAAGGUUGUAGUAAAUAAACUAUAAUACCAGUUAGAAAGAGGGUUUUUUAUUUUUCUUGAUUUUUGUGGUCAUGUAUGUAAGUUUCGUUAUCUUGUUUACUUUUAUUGUCAGACGAACUUCAAUUUUCACCACCUGGUGACGAUGAUUGCAUCAAAGAAAUAUUCCAGUCCAUCUCAAGUGAAUUGCAGGAGAUGGCCAAUGAUGGUAAGUAAAUUUUAUUGCCAUUUGGUAAGACACAUCCAGAUGUCAUUUGUAUCGCUGGUGUUUACUGUGCAGUGCUGCGAGCCUUGAGAUUAGGCAGUGCUUUGGUACAGUAUGUUGUGUAUUAUAUGUAUAUGUAUAAUAUACAGCCAAUUCAAAAAAGGUUGUCCUUUGAAAAACCUUAAACUCUAAACUUUAAACUCUAAACUUUAAACAUUACUGAAAGCUUGGGAGCACAAGUCUCAAGCUUAGUAGUUGAAUAUUGCAGCUACAGAUUAGUCAAUAAAUUGUUCUCGUAAGGAGAUAUUUACCAUGUCUCUAACAAAUGCGCCCAAUAUAUGAUUUCUAAACUGAUUGAAUAAUGCUACCAUUAUGCUUUGCACGCUUAGAGUUUACGUUUUAAGGUUUUGAGUUGAAGGUUUUUCAAAGGACAACCUUUUUUUGAAUGAGCUGUAUAUAAAUUAUAUAUUUUCCUUUUAUAGGUCAAGCAACCUCAAAGAACAGUGAAUCAACCCAAAGUAAGAUUAUUAAGUGUUACUACUACCUGUAGCUGCUUAGUACUGAUUAUAUGUAAAGUCGCUGGUGAAUGGCUAAUUUUAUUUGUUACCAAAUAGCCAUGAAUUAAUGCUCUAUAACCAGUUACGUCGUUACUAGGCCGUUUGACGCGUCCCAAUAUUGUUCACUUUCAUUAUACAUGUCUUGGAUAAGCACGCUGAGUUCAAAUCCGAACCUUCCCGCGCCGUAGACCCGCAAUUUUCUCACAAACUGCUAUUUUAUCUUCGCUAAUUUCAGAACAAAUUUUUUCAUUGUUCAACGACACGGAUCGAUGACGACUCGCGAUUAGCCUAUAUCACUUUUUUUAAAAUGCAAAUAUUUCUUUCAUGUAGACUAUCGUACAAAUGUCAUUGUAAAACUUGACACAAUAAUAGAAAAUCAAAACGAAAUUCUGGUAUAUUUGAGGCAACAAAGCUCCAAAACACAAGCCGCCUAUGAUGUGGUCCUGGAAGAUGUCCUUCCCAGACCAAUGGACACUCUUGGAGAAAUUCAAAAGCUUUGUUUGAAGUUGGAGCAAUCAAAGUUUAAAAAUACCCUGGUAGGUUGACGUCCAUGGACGCUUCAAUGAAGUCUUGGUUUAGAAAAUAAUUUUAAUAUUUGCAGAGUUCGUGUGAAGCUGUUUUCCAAACACGUUUUUAAUGUUUUCUAGGUUUCAUAUCUUGCUGCUCAAUGUGGACACAGUCUCGGUGAUACAGUGAGGAGAAUCAUGGCAAAAUUAGGGACAAAUAAAUUAUGGUCGCUGUAUAGCUUCAAAGGACGGAAAGGAAAGCUCGCUUUCAAAGGCUUGAAUCUUUGUAACGUGAUAAUAAGUGAGUAACGCUAUUUUCAAAUUUGAUAUGAAACGUUUGUGUUUGUCAAUGAAUGUUGCUCUCUUAUAAUUUUAUUUUUUCAAUAGAAAACGAUGAUAAUUAAAACAGUAGAUGUAUCAUGGAAACAUCUUCAAUUUUGUAGUUUCCUUUUUUAGUUCACACAAAUUCCCACUAGUGUAUGAUAGUAUAAUCAUACAAUAAUAAUAUUGUUUUUUUUCGGUUAUCAUAUAACAGAAAUUAAUACUGUUUAGUAUAACUUUUGCAUAUCAAAUGAGCUUUUGCGCGUUCUGACCAGACGUGCCACCAGACUAGUAAAUAAUGCUUUUUAAAAACAAUGUUUCGGCAUAUUUGGUUUUAAAAUCGAUGAAAUAUUUAAAAAAUCGUCUCCAGAAAACGAAAAAAGCACAAAAUGUUGUAUUUAACUUGAAAGGUAGGAAUCAUAUAAGGUUGUUUUCAGUGUGUAUAUAGUCUCAUAAUACACUCUUCUUACAUUUUGUUUUAGAAUCGUGUGUUAAAUGUCAUGAAAAGGCAACAGAACCGAAUAUCGAAGAGCAGAUAUCCGAGACUUUAAAGCACGCACCAAAUAAACCGGGAGGUUCGAGAUAUCAGGUAAAUCUUUUCAGCAUUUUUUGCGGUACAAGUGUAUGCAGUAAUUUUGUCUUGCCAAUCGCAAAUUGAAGACCCCUAAUAAAUAUAUCUAAAUUUUAAGGUCCUAAUCCGAGACAUUUAAACCUUGUAUAAGAAACCCAUGGUAAUGAGCUUACUGUAUACCUACUGUAACGAGCGCAGUGCACAUCCUUUGUUUUGAGGUUAUGGAAUUAAAAUGUUGCUUGGAUGAUUCGCUCUUAGACUAUAAAAGUGCACAAUGACAAAUGUGUUUUUGUAGAUGUAACAAUCGAUUACGAGCACAAGAUUUCUAAAGAGGUGGUGGCAGUUGAUGAGAGGGACAGCCUGAUAAACGAUCACCGUGUAGAAAUGGGGAGCGAAUAA
This is a messenger RNA of Paramuricea clavata, 5078 nucleotides long. NCBI's taxonomy places the organism in Eukaryota, Metazoa, Cnidaria, Anthozoa, Malacalcyonacea, Plexauridae. The record is from the annotation of a GenBank genome assembly.